This is a messenger RNA of Gadus macrocephalus (Pacific cod), 9303 nucleotides long. RefSeq names its product LIM and cysteine-rich domains 1 (gene lmcd1). Gene Ontology annotation, molecular function: zinc ion binding. The record is from RefSeq and is a predicted model, not a curated record. Bases 319 to 1305 code for a protein of 328 amino acids. The transcript has 7 exons. NCBI's taxonomy places the organism in Eukaryota, Metazoa, Chordata, Actinopteri, Gadiformes, Gadidae.
UCUCUCUCUCUCUCUCUCUCUCUCUCUCUCUCUCUCAUCCCCUCUCUUUCUCUACCUGUGGAAGCUGGGUUUUCAACAAGAGGGAGAGGGAGAGAAAGGGGAGGAGAGUGAGCAAGAGAGACAGAAAGCUUAUUUUGUAUUGACAGAUCAGUCAGUUUUGGGGUGUAGAGGUACUUUUAUUGUUGAAUAUCCUGUGGUUUCCUGUCAAUAGGAAGUGCCAAAAGACUCCUUUUCCCGAGUAGAAGAGUUAAGGACCUCACUGAAGCCACCCAAAAACAUCUGGAGGAGCAGAGGAUAAGUUGAGGAGCCUGAAGAGAAAUGAGCAGAAAAGAGAAGACCAGAAAGGAGGGAUGUCUGAUAUGUAAACAGAGUUGCCCUGGAUACCAGCAACACCUCUGGAGGAAGGUGUGUGGGUGCGGCUGUAGUUGGGCAGACCACACCCCCAGCUGUGAUGCUGAGGACGACCAGCGAAUGGGACGCCUGCUGGCCGACUCGCCCUGCUCUCAUUUGACGACCAAGGUGAAAGGGGGCGGCGGCCUGCGUGUGUACAAGAGGAACCGGAUGAUUGUGACCAAUCCCGAUGCAACACGCAAAGACCCCACCUUCGAGACCACCACCUACACCUGGUGCCCUGCGGGAGUCAGCCAGACCCUGGCCCUCCAGUACAUGACGUUGUUCCCAGAGGCACUAGGGGCCCAGUGGGGAGAGGAGGGCUCCCUGGCCCGCAGGAGGCGCCUCCAGGAUCAGCUCCCCCCCUACGACGUGGACCCCAUGCUCUGCAAGGGCCUGCUCUCCGACCAAGAGAUCUCCACCAUGCUGCUGUUUGUCAGGGGCUACAAACAGGAAGUCCUCGGGGUGGGGGAGGUGGCCUUGGCUGGAGGGGCCGACACUCUGGUGGAAGCUGCCACUCAGCGAGGGGCAAAGGAGGCCAAGGAGAAGGAGAGCAGCGAUGGGAUGGCUGAAGAAACUCAACAUGUGUGUGCUGGGUGUGGUGAGGGGGUUGCAGCCGACAGCCCAGCUGUUUUUGCCGAGCGUGCCGGUUACCAUAGCAACCUGUGGCACCCUACCUGCUUCUGCUGCUCAGAGUGUUGUCAGGGGCUGGUGGAUCUGGUGUACUUCUGGUCCAACGACAAGCUGCUCUGUGGUCGACACUUCUGUCAGACAAAAUGGCCACGCUGCUCUGGGUGUGACGAGUUGAUCUUCAGUCCGUCAUUCCGGACGGGGUCAGACGGACGGACAUUUCAUCACCAUCACUACUGCUGCUGGCGCUGUGGAACCGACCUGGACACACCCUGUGCCUGCUAGAUCCUAGAUACUCCCUGUUAGAACCCUGACAUACCCCAACACCUUGAACCCCUAGAUACUCCCUGUUAGAACCCUGACACACACCCUAUUAGAGCCUAGAUACACCGUUAGAACCCCUAAACACACCCUAUUAGAGCCUAAACACACCCUAUUAGAGCCUAAACACACCCUAUUAGAGCCUAAAUACACCCUAUUAGAGCCUAAACACACCCUAUUAGAGCCUAAACACACCCUAUUAGAGCCUAAAUACACCCUAUUAGAGCCUAAACACACCCUGUUGCAACAAAUGAAGAGAAUAACAACAUGGAUGCAGUACCAGGGGUGUACUGAAGGAGGCCUACAUGGAGGAACAUCUCGUUUUCAACAUUCUCCAAGUGCAAAUAUCAGGCUGUGUUCGCAUCGGUUCACUUAUUCCUAAACGCUGGGCUCGUCAUGCGUUCUUGUUCAUUUGGCAGGCUGAACCUGGCAACCCCGCGUGAGCUUCAAGUCUGGGAGUAGAGGGCGGGCAGAUACAACUCUCCAAUAUGGAAUAUGGCCAGGUCCACACUUCCCAUUUUAAGGGCUGGGUGUCAAUGUCAGAUAUUUCUCCUGGAAGUGCCCUAUAUAGGGAUAUAGUGCAAUACUCAAUACACUACAACAUGCCCUAAAUAGUUUACUAUAUAGGGCACAAGUGGACCGAUUGGGGCAAAGCCAGGGUUUGUAUUAGCGUAAUUUUGUCCAAGUACUCUCUCCCUUUCUACUGUUCUCCUUUCCCAUCUGUACCUCUCCUAUCCUCCUGAUUAUUUUGGAAGUACAUUUAAGAGUUAAUGUUAAAUUGUUGUUUUAUGUGGUACUAAUUCUAGCCGUUAUCAGCAUAGUGUUGUGUGGAAAACUGCAAUACUGGAAUAUUUUGGUUUUGUUUUGUAAAUAACAUUAGGUACCAGUGAUGUCAGAACAUCCUUGCUAUUAAUAAGUGUCCCCUUAUAUUCUCACUGUUGAUUCUCUUCAGAUAUAAAACCUUUCAAAGAAAAAUGACUGGCUGGCUUAUUGACUGACCUACAUGCUGGCUGACUCUUAUUUUAAAACCUGACUCAGUCUGUAGGAAUGUUUGAAAGAUUUCAGUGAUCAAAAUAUUUUCACAAAAUAUCUGAAUUACCCCAGACAUCAGAAGUUACCAGUAACAAACUCUGGUUGUAUAGAGCAGCUCCCACUGUAGCCAGCAGCAGACUGGUUAUACUGGGCAGCUCCCAAUAUAACCAGUAUCAGUCACCAUUCAUUGUACCAGUUGCAGACUGAAUGUACUCGGCACCUCCAAGUAAAGCCAGUAUAACCUGUAACAGACUGGUUUUACUGCACAAUAUAACCAGUAGAAAACUAGUUGUAAUGUGCAGCUCCCAGCAUAGGUAAUAGCAGACUGUGGUUAUACUCGCCAGCUACCAGUAUAACCAUUAGCAGGCUGUGUUGGGUACUAGGCAGCUCCCAGUAAAACCAGUAGCAGCCGGUUAGACCGGGCAGCUCCCAGUAGAACCAGUCAGUAGUGGUAGUCAGUGCCCCCUCUUGGCAGCUGUACAUCAAGGCAAGCAACUGAUGUUCAACCAGAAGGAAUCAAGUCCCAUUGUGACAGCGUUUAUUCAUAACAAUUGCAGAUAUUGACCAUUUGUGUAUUAAAUGUUAUCUUUAUGUUAAUGACUUAAAAUCCAGCAUCUUUUGGCCUGGGCCUGGCUAAAUUCCAAAUGUUUUAUCUAGCCCUAGAUCUAAAUCAAAGAGUGGAUUAAUUCAUCUGUCAUUCCAACCAGACAUUUAAGCCCUCAAAUAUUUUUGGGUCCUCUGUGUCAUCCAAGAGGAAGAUGAACUUCACACUACUUGCCAUGCAGAUUUUGUUUGAGAGCAAGAGAGAAAGAUUACAGGGCACUACACUGCAUGAACCAUCGGAAAAUUGUGCGAGUGUGUGAAAAUUGUAUGUUUCAAGAAACCAAUGUAAACAUAAAUACAUUUAAUGUUUCCCUUUUCUGGUACUGUAGCAUGCAAAUAAUUGUUUUACUGCCCUGAAGUAUUCUGCUUCUACUCAAUAAUAACCAAUAGUUGUUAAUAGUAAUAUAUGGGUUAAACCCUUGAUGUCCCAAAAUCAACCACCAUGAAGUAUCAAUACACAUAAUUAAGUGGAAAGUUUUGUUUCAACAUGAAUAAAUGUUAAACACUGCAUUUUCAUUGCAUAACUUUUUUUUUACUUAUUAUCCAGAUUGGAAUACAACGGUUGGCAAGAAUAAUCAGUGAUAGUAAAAAGUGUUUAUUUCAGAUUCAAUAGUAUUAAUGCCAGAAGGAUAAUCAGCAAAAUAAGUGCAAAGGCAGACAGUCUUCAUCAUUACAGUCACCCCAAUAGCUAAUCCACUCAAAACAUUUAACCUACUCAAUGUUUUUUUUUUUUAGAGCCUGGUUUUGAACUGAACUAACAACGCCUCAAAUUUGAUCCCAAUUUAGGCCCACUGACUGACUACUGAGCGUUCAGUGAGAGCGAGUCAGAGGUCUUCAGACCAGUCGUCUCCGCUUGCAGUCCCGCCCCGCGCCGUCCCCCGCCGCCCCGCUGUCCAAGCUCAGGGGAGACACCUUGUUCAACAUGGCGUCGUCUGAGGCCUGGCCGAACAGCGCCAUGAGCAGAGCAACGCCAAACCCUGUGGCACGCUCGCCCUGGAGAUUCAGAGAAACAAAGUAAGACUGUCAAAAGGGUGAUCACCGAAGUAGUUAGUUCUUUUGAUCCGUGGUUUACUAUUGGUAGAUUGAAACCAUAAUGCUAAACAUUAGUGAGUGAAACGGAGCGUGGACCUAGAGGGAACUUACAACAUGGACAGGAUAGGCCAUGUCCACGUGGACCCACACACCAGGCCAGUCGAAGCCCAGGUGAGCGGCUAUGAAGAGGCCUGCACAAGAGCUUUGGGCAUUCUCCCGGUCCUGUCAAAAAACAUGAAAGGACAUAAUUACUAGGCAAAUAUAAUUACUAGCCCCGUUUCUCAGCCAAGAAUAUUUAACCCAACUAGUCAACAUAUGACUAGUGGGGAGUUUAACAGAUUUGUAACAGCACACCUUUGAACCACAGAAACGGUUCAAAAGGACAAUGAAGAAGAUAAAAUAAACUUGGCUGGUAAUUCAUUUACUGCUCUCAGGUGUUGCAUGACAAAAACAUUAGAAGACAAAAUUUCAAUAGAACACAAAACUGCAUACACAUACAAUUUAUGCCAAGGUCACUCAUUAUACAGAAUACAAAAAUAGAUAAUUGAACGCAAAAGAGGCAUUUGCAACAUGAAUUCAAAACAAUUUGAUUCGAUUUCGAGUAGGACAACUUCUUCACUUGUAGUUGUAAAUAAUGUGUAAUUGGAGUUUAGUUAUACUUAGUACUAUCUAGCACAGUGUACCAUCUAGUGGCAUUUUGUUGACACUACAACCAGAAACAGUCAACGCGUUGUUCAGAGGCAGUUCAGAGUUACAAUUCCAAUAAAUAACAAAACUGCACUGCUUUUGUCCAGAUGCUCAAAGCCUGACUAAAGGUCGACAAAGCAGUAACCAAGUUGAGCGGGGUACGUACUGCCACAGAGUUCUUCAUGUCGGCCAGGGCCGAGGUGAACUCGCUGAAGUGCAGCUCGGGGCAGUACACCAGCGGGUGGGCCAGGUCUCCGCUGCUGCGGCCCGCCCGCACACACGCCGCCUCCCAUGCCUCACUGUUGGUCAGCACGGCCGCGUGGUGCUUCCCUGUGGAGAUCCCCUGGAAACACACGGGCACAAAAAGGACUCGGUGAACCCCUCGGCGUGCCAUCUACUCGUUUAACAAGGGGCUUUAAGCCAAAGCAAACCGACGCAUCAAUGUCCCUGCAGGUCUGGAACUAGCUGGUCGUGUGCGUAAGGUAGUAACCCAUGGCCUACCUGUGCCCCCGUCAGGGUGGCCAUGUCUAGAAUGAUGUCUGCGGACAGGUCCUUGCUGGCAUACACCACUCCAUCGGAGAGCACCAGUCUGCCCUCUGCAUCCGUGUUGUUGAUCUCCACAGUCCUUUAAAAAUAACAAAAAAAGAGACAAUUGCCAAUUAUUGUCGCCAUUAUAGAAAUAAAAGCAUUAUUUGUAUGCAAGUUUUAUGCAAAAGGCAUAGCUUUCUUGAGCUAAUUAAUCAGACUCAAAAAAUAACCACAGCAGAUCUAUGCCAGACCUGCGAGUGCCGGUUUAAUCUAUGAAACCCCGGUGACCCGGUGCUUUGACAGCGCCAGGAUAUGGCCGUCACUACCACCAUGCCUUCGCAGGGGUUAACUGGACCACUAGAACCACUAAGUCACUAAGUGAGUCACUCACUUCCCAGAGUACAGCGUGUGAAUGUCAUCGGGCCGCGUGGCUGUGGGUCCGACCGCAUUCUCCGCUAGACAGAAAACGGCAUGAAGGUUGUCCUUAAAGCCCUGCAGGGCAAAAAAGAAAAAGUAGAAGGGCUAUAGGACAGGGCACACGGUUUUGAUAAGACUUCUUUCAACGACAGGGACAAUAAAAUGCCUAUGGCAGCCGUAAGCAGCAGCACACUUUGGAGUGUGGACUGAACCCUGUAAAUGUGCCAAUGGUUGCCCCACCUGUUUAACGGUGGCUUUGAAAGCUCCCAGGAUGGCUGCAGCUCCUCCGCAGUCCCUCUUCAUCCCUGGCAUCGUGGUCUAUCAAAUAAAAAGACAGACAGACAGACAUUAUAUAUCUUAAUCGUUUGCAUUACUGACCUUGGAAAUAGUAUUCAUCUUGUACAGAAACAAAUAUACUUUAUCAACCUCAAGGCGGAUACAAAUUGAACAUUAAUUCAUCCAAAUUACCAGUUGGGUCCCCAAUGGUUCCAUUGAUUGCGUCAUUUCCAUAGCACUUCUUUUACUAGUUUCACUGUUCAGCCAAGUUCAAUUUACUUCCGUGAUCCAACUUGCAUUCUGUCACAUGAUUCAAACUAAAUCAUCCCUCUUGGUAUUCUUCUUUUCCAACCUACCUUUCCCUUAAUGCUGAGUCCACCAGUGUCGUACACGAUGCCCUUCCCCACCCAUGCAAUGGUCUGGGUGGCCCCAGCCGGUGUGUGGCUCAGUACUGCAAGGGCAGGGGGAUGCUCUGCUGCCUUGCCCACUCCAUAGAUACCUGACCAGGCAGAGAGCACAGCAAGCCCUCAGCACUCAUACGGCCCAGGGUUUGUCAUCAUAAAACACAUCAUUACUCUGCAUUUAGUUUAACCCAAAAUAUAUAUCGUUGUUCAGAGAAAGGGAUUUGACACUGAAAUUGAACGGCAAGACCGUACCUCCAAAACCUUUCUGCUUCAGUUCCUCUCCACGAAUGAUCACAGGUGUGAUUGACAGCUCUGCACCAACGGCUUUGAUCUCCUGCAGGAAAGAUCAGAUGUAAGCCACUUCAUUAAUCGUGUACACCUAAUCGUCCCCUUCCAUCAGUUAAAAGUGUCCUUUAAUAUACCUUUAAUAUUCCACAAUAUCAAGGUAUGGUUCAUAUUUUCUGGUUCAUAUUAAAAGGUUUGUCCCUUAAAAAAAGGUAGAUGGUGAAAUCUAAAAAUAACUUCCACACUGGUGUUACAAACCAGAUAAACAGUGAGGCACUUUGGAUCCCGGGGACCAGGAAGAAAUCCUUUACUGACUUUUACCAGAAACGUAUGCAUUCCUAACGCAUUAGCAAGAGCAAAUGAAACCACUUCCGUACAUCCAGGAAGUGAUCAGUGUUCAUCUCGUUGCAGGGCGUGUCCACGAUGCGGGCAGCCAGCCUCACGCCGUCGGCAGCAUUGGCAAGACACUGAAAAGGAACAACAGUCCCCGGUUGGUAUCCCACUCGAUGCGUUUCGACCUCUCAUGAGGAGAGACCCAAAGAAGGAGGGCUGGGGCUGGCGUGGGGAGGUACCUGAAGCUCUGCCGGCUCCACGGAGCUGCUCUCCUGGCCCACCACGAUGAACUCCACGGUGACCUUCUUCUUCUCCGUCCGGCGCGAGGACGCAGAGCGGCGGGAGAAGGUGGGGAACGCCCGGGAGAUGGCGCAGGAAGACGCAAACACGUCCGAGCGCUCGCACACCAUCUGGGAACAUUGGACACAGUGCUUCAACCGCCGGAUGGAGUGAGCCAUUGUUUGGGCGCAGUACUGAACCCGGUCGCAGCACUCCCUUCUUAGGAAAGGCACACAGUGCACGAUUUCUGUCCAUUAAGACGGUGACAUAUACAACCAGGUGGGAUUGUGAUUAGCCGUUACUAGCCAUUUUACAACGGCUAGUAACGGUCAUACUGGUGGUAUAAUAUGUCGCCUUUAAAAUAAAAAUAAUCACUGGGCCGGUAAAGGUCGGUAAACAAACCACGAUGCAGCGAUUGUUGCCCCCGGGCAGACAGGACCGUACGAGGCGGGAGACAAAGUGGGCAGAGGAGGGGCUGUUGUGCCGGCUGACCCUGGCGGGCAGGGCUGCCACCGUGGCAUGGUUCAGGUACAGGGGGCAGCUGUCCGUGGGGUUGGGGCUCAACGCAGCGAGAGCCGCCAGCCAAACCUGCAGGUGGGGAAAGGUGUGAGUCCUUGUGCUUGUAAGAGUGCGUCUGUGGCCUAUGUCUAGCUAAGCCCAUUAGAAAAGCUUCUACUCCGGAAGCAAGAGAAUAUAAUUGGUAAAUGUGUUUACAUUCAUGGAAGUGCUUCCCAAUAUGAAAUGCUCUUUUGGCGCUUUAUUGUAAAUCGUUUACCUUGUGUUACAAUACAUUCAAAUGAAACACAAGUAAGCUGUGCUUGACUUAAGACACAAAUAGGAAAUCUGUAACCUUAACUUAAAUUGUGUGGAAUAGCAGGACUGCCUUUUAUCUAAUGCCAGUCUAGUGUUUUAUAGACCACGUACAUUAAGCAGAGUAGAACCGAUUAAUCCGUCAGCAAUAAAUCAAUUAGAUUACUUGAGCCGCACAGUUAACUGUGAUUCAACCUCACAAAUCUUGUCAAUUAAUCUCUUCUCAAGUCGCUUGAUACACCGCCUUGUGCAAUUUAGGUUGCACAACUGCUAUCUAUUUAAAAAACGCCGACACGUCAAAAAAAGCUUGACAUUGACCAGUUGAGCUGUGAACAUUGGCCUCACCAACCUAGUUUAAAUAAUUGACUAGUAAUGCCAGAGUCUUCAUACAUUGUAUUGCUUAAGGUCAUUAAGAUGCGUUAAACAUUUUUUUAACCCAUAGUGCGCUUUUACAUUGACAUUCCCUUGGUCCAAAGCAUGCACAUCUUGCUGAUUUAAAGGAAAUGGAUCAGUCCGUUUCAAGUGGAUACAUCGAUUUGGCGUUGAGACCCACAACACCAGGAAAUACAUGUAAACAGUUGCAGAGGUGCUUAUUUUCGCUUUUGGUCAUUGAGAUGGGAAGCAAUGCGAACCUUCUUAUUGACUAGGCUUAAUGACUUUAAAUUGAUCAUUGGGCUGCACCUUUUGACCUUGCACGUGGUGGUUGAAUUAUCUGAGAUUAUUCAUUGUUUAAUUGAAGUGGCCGCUAAGGUUUUUAUCAUUUACAAGCUGCAUCUAAUCGACGCAUGGCAAAAAUCAUUCAUAAUCUUUUCUUCAAACGGUUAUUUAUUUAAUUUCGGAAGUAUUUUGAACUAAAUGUGGCUUAAAGUUAGAACUAUCAAGGUCUAACGUUACUGCGCUUUUAAAUCUGUAUUCGCCAAUUAGUACCUUGAUUAACGAGGACAUGUUGUACUAAAAUAUUAUGCCUCGAAUAUCAUCGACAUCGGCAUUCAUUUAAUCAGAGGGAAUAGCUCCUAUUUCGAUUUAGACUGUUUUUCAUGCAUUACUAGUGCUAGUUGUGCAUUAGCUAAGAUUAGCCACAAGCAGAGUUGAUAAAUCAUAAGUAGUUACCUCUUUGCUAACGGCUGGUUGAAGCUUUCCCUUGAUCUGGCUCCAGUUAACUUGCUGCAGAUUGUUUUGUUGUCCGAUAACUAAAACGGGGCGGCUUUGGGGCUCUGAGUCUCCGGCAGCAGCCUUGAACUCCAGCAGCACGUUCGCCAUCUUCAUGACUUGCAAA